Grosmannia clavigera kw1407 is the source of this 534-nucleotide messenger RNA. RefSeq names its product cbf nf-y family transcription factor. Gene Ontology annotation, molecular function: TBP-class protein binding; general transcription initiation factor activity; protein heterodimerization activity. The record is from RefSeq and is a predicted model, not a curated record. NCBI's taxonomy places the organism in Eukaryota, Fungi, Ascomycota, Sordariomycetes, Ophiostomatales, Ophiostomataceae. The coding region runs from base 1 to 534 and encodes 177 amino acids. The transcript has a single exon. Gene Ontology annotation, biological process: chromatin remodeling; negative regulation of transcription by RNA polymerase II; RNA polymerase II preinitiation complex assembly. Gene Ontology annotation, cellular component: negative cofactor 2 complex.
AUGGACUACUUCAGUAAUGAUUACAUUGGCGGUGGUGGAAUGUCUGGGCUAAUACAAAAACUAGGCAACGACGAUCUCUCUUUACCAAAAGGUAAUAUUUUCCGUCCAUGCAGCUACCCGGUAUUGUCGAUGAACCUGCUGACCUUUCUCUGUUCGCCCCCUUUAGCCACCGUCCAGAAGAUUGUCACAGAGAUCCUGCCGCCAAGCAGCGGUCUCGCCUUCUCCAAGGAUGCUCGGGACUUGCUGAUCGAGUGCUGCGUCGAGUUUAUCACACUCAUCUCGUCCGAGGCCAACGAGAUCUCCGAGAAGGAGGCCAAGAAGACUAUUGCCUGCGAUCACAUUACCAGGGCAUUGGACCAACUGGGCUUCGCCGAGUACAUUGGCGCCGUUGUCGAGGCUGCGCAAGAGCACAAGGAGGUGCAGAGGGGCCGCGAGCGCAAGGCCGACAAGUUCACACAGAGCGGCAUGACGCUGGAGGAGUUGGAAAGACUGCAGCAGGAGCAGUUUGCUGAGGCAGCCAUGAGGCACGGCUGA